Rhineura floridana is the source of this 2798-nucleotide messenger RNA. RefSeq names its product DENN domain containing 10 (gene DENND10). Gene Ontology annotation, biological process: regulation of early endosome to late endosome transport; protein transport. The transcript has 9 exons. Gene Ontology annotation, molecular function: guanyl-nucleotide exchange factor activity; small GTPase binding. Bases 906 to 1760 code for a protein of 284 amino acids. The record is from RefSeq and is a predicted model, not a curated record. Lineage: Eukaryota; Metazoa; Chordata; Lepidosauria; Squamata; Rhineuridae. Gene Ontology annotation, cellular component: late endosome.
CUACAGUCAGAGCGAGGCGGGAGUCUAGGCCUCAGCCUCCAUUACUAGGCAUAAUGAAGCCCGGGCGGGGCGCGAUGAUGUAAAAGGGGCGGCGGCGGCGGCCCCUGCCCAGCUACUAGCGGCCCAGAGCCCCGCACUCACCGUUUGCCCUCUUUAGGGCGUUCUCGGGCCGCUGAAAGUAGACCGGCAUGAUGGCGACGGCUUCUCCUCACGCGGCAACGAGCCCCAAGGAGCGCCCAGCCAGACAGCAAGCGAGGUCGGAAAAGGACGGCGUCACAUGACCCACACGCACGGACGUGUACGGAAGCGAUGGCACCUCCCCUCCGGGUCUAUGGACCCAAGCUUGGAGACGCUGAACGUUAGAAGACCGCAUGUGUGAGGGGGUCCUGCGGAAAGAUCGCUGUUCUGCCAUUCUCUUCGGGAAACACGAGCCGGUUGCUUAUGGUCUGGUGGUGAAGAGUUCGAAUCCAGUUUUGCUCAUGGUGUAGUCACCAGUUUAAUCCUGCGCUUCUUUGUUGGUUAGGUGGCGGUCUGUGGUGUUUAGGUUACAGCUCUGCUUGCCAGUGUGUACUGUGGUGACCUGAAAGACCCAGGUUCAAAUCCCUAUUCCAACUAUGGAGCUCUCAAAGUGACUUUAAACCAAUUGCUGUCUUUUAGUAUAGCCCACUUCACAGCCUUGUUGUGAUAAAUCGGAUGCGUCACCUUGAGCCCACUGGAGGGAAAAGGACAUAAAUUUGAUAAAAAAAGAUUCCAGUGGAGAUGCUCUGUGGGUCUGGUGUUACCCUUCUACAACAGUUGAAUUAAGGGGCCUCUUGUUGAGGAAAUGCUGCCUUACAGAUGAAAGCAAACAGCUUCACACUUUCGUAUUUGGUCAGUACAGACUGACGUGGUUUUAUGUUACAACUAUGGAAGUUCCAGAUUCUUCAGCCUUGAAAAAGGUGACCCAUUUUUCCAUUGUCCUGACUACCAAAGAUUUUAACCCAGAGAAAUAUGCAGCCUUCACUAGGAUCCUCUGUAGAAUAUAUGUGAAAUAUGGUAGUCCUGUGAAAAUGAUGGAGAGUUAUAUUUCUGUCCUGACAAAGGGGAUCUGCCAGAGUGAAGAAAAUGGCUCUUUCCUAAGCAAAGAUUUUGAUGUCAGAAAAGCUUACCUUGCAAGCUCCAUCAAAGAUAUAAUAUCUCAAUUUGGAAUGGAAAUAGUCCUCUUGUAUACUGCGCUCAUGUUAAAGAAAAGAAUUGUAGUAUAUCACCCCAGAUUAGAAGCUGUCCAGGAAUUUACAAGGGCUCUACCGGCCUUAGCAUGGCACCGGCAAGAUUGGUCAAUCCUUCAUUCAUAUGUACAUCUGAAUGAUGAUGAACUGGAAGCAUUAAAGAUGUGCCCAGGUUAUGUUGCUGGAUUUAUAGACUCAGAAGUGAGCAACAGGCUAGAUCUCUAUGAUGUAUAUGUCAAUCUGGCUGAAAGUGAAAUCACCAUUUCUCACCAAGCAAAAGAGGCAAUGACAAUGGGGAAACUCCACAAAGAAAUUGGUCAGUUCAUCAUUCAGUCUGCAGAAGAUCCUGACAAAUCAAAUAGUCAAGUUGUUAAGGAUAUUUCAGUGAAGACAAAAGAAAUCUUGACGAAUCUGGCCUCGUUCACAGAGGUCUUACACGCUGAUGAGAAGCCAUCACUUAAUUUUGAAGCACUGAAGCAGAAGCGAUUUCCCCCAGCAACUGAAAAUUUCCUCUAUCAUUUGGCAGCUGCCGAACAAAUGCUUAAGAUCUGAUACUUUGUAUAAAAUGCUUCAAAAGGAAAAUCCUCUUUGCCAUCAUACUUUUGGGUAUCCCAUACCCCCAUGUAAAACAUUUGGCAGAGAAUAGUUUUAUCUUUCUGGAGGGAGUAAGAAUGAUACAGGCUUGAGAUGAAGCUCUGCAAUGUGUAGUGGGAUACACUUUUUAAAAAAAUUUGACUUAGGAUUUUCUACGAAAUGAAACAGAUUGUUGUUUUUUUAAAGGCAGAACAAAAAGACAGCUUAUACAGAGCUCGUGAGCUCAUGAUUGCUAAAAGCAUCAUGUUCAUUAAGGUGGAAUAUUUGAUAUGCCCUAUUAUCAUCAUCAUAGUAUAAACAGGAUACUUCCAAAACGAUAAUGAAAAUAUGAAAGCCAUUAAAACAAUGUAACUCAUGUCUUAUGUAAGCUGUUUAUUGCUGAUAACCAACCUGAGUCCAUAGAGCUGUACACAAGUGCCCCCCUCUUUAAUGCCCAUGGAGGAGCAGGAUUAUAUACACUAGCCACUGAAUGUUAAUCCUUCUGCUGGCCACCUGUCUGGUGGCUAGGCUUUUAGUGUUAAUGAUAGAGCUCCUAUACCUGUACAGCUUUUUCUGAUGACAUAUGAACACAAGGAAGAGUCCUUUGUGUGUACAGCUGUAUAUGUGUGUAGGGUGCUUUCUUAUUAAUGAUGUGUGCAUCAGCCUGAUUCCCCACCAAAAAAACCCCAUUUAUUUGGUGGUGGAGCUGAAAGGUUGUGUUAGCAUGCUUAACUCUAUUUCCAGUCUUAAAGGAAAAGGGCCAAACUACACUUUAUACACAAAUUUGUGUAUUGAAAUCCACAGCUGCUCCAUCUAGGUAAAAGGAGCUGCAAGGGAUUAUAACCCCCCCCCCCGAAACUUAACUCCAUCCCCUAUGGGGUGUCAGGCAUGUUUGCAGGAGCGGACAUGCAUCUGGAACUUGCCAGCAUGAAUAUUGGCUAGGAAAUGGCCUUCCCUAGCCAUUUAAUCUGCUGAAAAUCUGCCCAAUUGAAAUCGCUUUUUCCUUUGAAACAGCUG